Messenger RNA from Anopheles gambiae (African malaria mosquito), 3671 nucleotides. RefSeq lists its product as uncharacterized. The record is from RefSeq and is a predicted model, not a curated record. Lineage: Eukaryota; Metazoa; Arthropoda; Insecta; Diptera; Culicidae. Bases 670 to 1764 code for a protein of 364 amino acids. The transcript has 5 exons.
ACCCAAUACGUGGUGCUCUGUUAGCUGUUGGUGCGUCCAUUGGUGGUAUUAGUGGAGGAAGACCCAUGGACGGCGUAAGCCAACACGGUUCGCUUCGCGGCACUGCCGGAUGGUCGCGUUAGAUGGUGCGAAACGUUCUCUCCCGCUGGAAGCUGAUCGCAGUGUGCUGUGAGUGCGUUAAACUUUUGAUCUUAACGCUGCAGUACGCUGAAGUAACCGAAUAGAGCCGUAUGUGUGUGUGUUUAUGUUGCGUGGCCCGUAAUUGUGCCGCUUAAUGAGUGUAGUAGUUUUGUGCCAAGGGAAAAGUGUGGACAUUACAGUGUUACAGUGGACGUCCCCAUCGCUAAAGUGAGCCGAGCGCGGUAGGGGUAGAUUUUUCCUGUUAUUGUGCGCCCCUUUUCCCAAGCAUUCAGUACAGUUCAAAGUGGACUGAAGUUUAAUUUCCCCCUCUCCGGAGAAAGCGGAGCAGGGAAUGAUGUGAUUGCUAUAACGGAACCACCACAGCCACAGCGGUCCGGUGUGAUUAGAGCGACGAAUUUUGAAAUUAACCUUCCACCUUGUGUGUGUGUGUGUGUGUGUGUGUGUGUGUGUGUGUGUGUGUGUGUGUGUGUGUGUGUGUGUGUGUGUGUGCAAACAUUCCGUGUUCCGUGACCUAAGCAACGAAGCAAUAUGAUGCGCAACGUUACAUGCGGCGUUGCUAAGAAACGGCAACGAAUAAAGCUGCCGAGCGCGGUAUUGCUUUGGGGUUUGUUUGCGCUGCUGCUGUGCCUUAGCUCAUCCACUGCCGGUGUGUACGAUGGUGCAGAUGAUGGUGGUGAUGCAGUAGUGCAGGAUGCAACCGCCUCGCAAAGGAUACUUUCGCGCAAGAGACGCUUCCUGACGUUUCCCGAAGGAAGUUCCUUUCAAGUAGUGUACGAUCAGACCAUACCGAUGAUCGGUGUCGAGCGGCUGUUCACGAUCGGCAUUACGGUCGCGCUGGCGUACGAGCUGCCGAGCAUCACCUUCAACCAGAUCGAGGAGAUGCUGCGUGAAAAUGCGGCCGACGAUAAGAUGGACCUCAACGCGAACAACACCAUCCUGGUCGAUAGCAGCAAACCGUCGACCACCCCGGCGCGCAAGAACAUCUUCGACUACUACUACCAAACACCGGGCCGACCGGCAGGGAACGUGCCCGGCCGUAUCAAUUACUACACCGCACCGGACCGACGUUACGAUACGGUCGAUCGAUACGGGCAGCGUCUUCCGUCGUGGGAUCGGUUCGUAUCGAACCGCUUGCCGCAUCCACCGUACGCCGAUCCGACGGGGAACGAUUUUGGCAGCAUUGUGAACAGAUACCUUCAAGGUUGGAUACGCCGUCAUCCGCCCAACUAUCCGAUGGCCAAAAAGCGCUUCUAUCCGGUGUUUGGUAAGCGAAGCAUCCGCGAAGACACGGCACCACUCGAUCGUCACUUUCUCAACCAUCAUCGGACAACGCGCCACACGCUGUACGAGCAGAUUGAGCAGUUUCUUACGGCCAAGGGUAAACACGGACACCAUUGCGUGCUGCGGGCGCUCUGCGAAAGCGGCCAGCGUAAAGAUGACACCGAGCCGGACACAUUUUUAAAGGAAAUUCUUCGCGCCAUAUUCAGCCUGCCCGCCACCCAUGAACCUCCGGCACACCACAAGCACCGGCUGUACGAUGAAGCGCACGCCCAUGCCGGAAACUGCUCCGAAACCUAUUCCUACUGCGAGGACAGCUUUUGGUCGUCGAAUUUUGUGUUCUAGCCGUGCGCUGCACCUGCCAGUAUGCUUUGCUAAUGAGCGUGUAAUUUACGUGUAAUUUGUACACUGGUAACACACAUCAACUACUCAAACGAUUGGACGACGCUGAAGUGGGAAGCGGUGUUCACCGGCAAUGUAACGAUAGACUAUUCCACAAACGACGCAAGCAACGCGAAGCAAAUGGAACCAAACGUUCGACACGGCACAGGCUGGGAGCAUUCGUAUAGAAGCGAUGAUAUUAUUUGCAAAAACCGGAUCGUUCGACCGGAUCGUUCUAUACCGUUGGGCUCUCUUAAUGUUAAAUUAAGUUAAAACAAAACACAUGUUUUAAACCCCCGCCACUACGAAAUGUAAGCUGAUCGCUAUGGUUAUUUCGUUUAGCAUGAUAAAUGUCGCAGCCAAUGAAUAGAUUGAUAAUAAAUUGCUCUUAUUGUGUGUUACGCCAAACGAUUCAUAUCACAACUUACCGCUAAACUUGGCCUUUAUAAACAACAGAAGAGAUAGGAAAAGUCCUUUAAUGAACGACUUUACUGCUUAUUUCGUAUUUGGACCAAUAUCCAACUCCCGUUUGAACUAAUAUCCAUCUCAUUUUAUAAAGGCUGAAUAUCUCGCUGUAGGUAGAAUUUGGAAACUUUUGUCUUACAAACCUGUUUAGAAGUUAAGACCAGCCUCGGCCUACCUGUGUCACAGUUGUCUCAUCAUUUUUUAUUCGUAUUUAUCGCCUUUUAGAGAUUAUAUUUACUUACUUAUCUGGCACUACAACUGCUUUGCGGUCUUGGCCUGUCUCAAGAGUGUCCGAAACCGCUCACGGUCUCGCGCCUUCGUCUGCCAGUCCUCCACGCCUUUUCCAUGCGUACAACAUGGCCAGCCCACCGGAGUGAGUCGUCAAUGAGAUCGCCGUACAUCUCGUACAGCUGGUCAUUGUAGCGGCUCCUCCAUUGUCCUUCCACACAUAAGUGUCCUUCUGCGCAUCUUCCUCUCGACCGCCUCUAAGAGGGUUUCGUCAAAUUUGGACAGUGUUCAUGUCUCAGAGGCGUAUGUGAGUACCGUUACUAUAUAUGCACUAUAUAGUCGCAGCUUCGUCCGUCGCGACAGAUUCUUGAGAUGAACUGAUUUUUCCGGCUGUAGAAUGACCGGUUGGCAGCCAGCAUCCUUGCGCGCAACUCAGCUAAUAUUCUAUUGUCGUUGCUGACCUUUGACCCAAAAUAGGUGAAUUCUGGGACGACUUCAAAAGUGCGUUAACCUAUCUGUACGUGACGCCUACGUAGAUUCUGAUUAUUUAUUUGGGCCGCUGAUGUUGCAACCAUCUGUUUGGUCUUUGCCUCGUUUAUCUGCAAUCCGAGGCUCUCUGCCGCCUGCUCGAUCUCUUGGUAGGCUUCUGCUACAUAAGAGAGCCGCAGACCAAUGAUGUCUAUAUCAUCAGCGUAUGCCAGGAUCUGGGCAUUGACUUUUGGAUAAACGGGAAGAUGGUUCCCGUAGUCUCUACCCUCGAAUCAAGGAUGGACGACCUCUCCAGCGCCAAGUUGAAUAGGAGACAUAUAAGCCCGUCCCCCUGGCGCAGACCCUUGGUGGUAGCAAAAGGUCCUGAGAAUUUUCCAUUUACCUUUACCUGGCAAGUGACGUUGGUCAUAGCCAUUCUAGCUAGCCUUACCAGUUUGGCCGGGAUUCCAAAAGAGCUCACAGCGUCGUAUAGUUUUACCCUGGCUAUGCUAUCAUAGGCAGCUUUGAAGUCAAUGAACAGAUGGUGGCGUGUCCUGUCUGUCUUCUGCCAUCAUCUCCAAGAUCUGCCGUAUGGUGAAGAUCUGAUCAGAUAAGUCACUGAAAGCCAAGCCCAUUAGCGGUACAGUCAGGCAUUGACCGACUACGGUUGUUGAGACAAAGAAGAAGAAGAAUAAGAAGAAGAAGAAGAA